Osmerus eperlanus (European smelt) is the source of this 3152-nucleotide messenger RNA. RefSeq names its product heat shock transcription factor 1 (gene hsf1). The transcript is spliced from 14 exons. NCBI's taxonomy places the organism in Eukaryota, Metazoa, Chordata, Actinopteri, Osmeriformes, Osmeridae. Gene Ontology annotation, molecular function: DNA-binding transcription factor activity; sequence-specific DNA binding. Bases 319 to 1896 code for a protein of 525 amino acids. The record is from RefSeq and is a predicted model, not a curated record. Gene Ontology annotation, biological process: regulation of DNA-templated transcription.
UGUGCAAUGGGCAUUAUUUACGCAGUUCGUACUUGGGAGACAUGUAGAUUGGAUGGAAAUUUCCAUCUCUUAUAGCUAGUUAUCGAUCAUACAAGGUCCCAUUCUUAUACGCUACUGUUUUGAAUAUUUGGACCCUGUGAAACUCUGUAACCGUCUUUGUUGUAGUUACAGCUUAAACUGCACUGUCAAUAAUAUUACGCUUGUUUAGGCUUUGUUAUUCUUUAGAGCGCUCCCCCUUGUGUCGGUGGCUAUUUUUGGAGUCUCCUAGCUCGUUAGCUAGCUGUAAACUUAGCAAGCAUUUUUUUUGACUGUGUUGUGAUGGAGUUCCACGGUGGCGGGUCCGGCGGUGUUAUAGUCAGCGGCAGUAACGUACCAGCUUUUCUCACCAAACUAUGGACUUUAGUUGAAGAUCCGGACGCCGAUUCACUCAUCUGCUGGAGCCCUAAUGGAAAUAGUUUCCACGUGUUCGAUCAGGGCCGCUUCUCCAAAGAGGUUUUGCCGAAGUUCUUCAAACACAACAACAUGGCCAGCUUUGUCCGCCAGCUCAACAUGUACGGCUUCCGGAAGGUGGUGCACAUCGAGCACGGCGGCCUGCUGAAGCCGGAGAGGGACGACACAGAGUUCCAGCACCCAGACUUCCUCCGGGGACAGGAGCACCUGCUGGAGAACAUCAAACGCAAAGUCACAAACGUGUCCAGUCUGAAGCAGGAGGACCUGAAGAUCAGCACGGACGACGUGUCCAAGAUCCUGACUGACGUGCAGCACAUGAGGGGCAAGCAGGAAAACAUUGACUCCAAGAUCAUCGCCAUGAAACAUGAGAACGAGGCUCUCUGGAGGGAAGUGGCCAGUCUAAGGCAGAAACACACCCACCAGCAGAAAGUCGUUAACAAGCUGAUCCAGUUCCUGGUGACCUUGGUUCAGUCCAACAGAGUGCUGGGGAUGAAGAGGAAGAUACCGCUGAUGCUGAACGACAGCAGCUCCGCCCACUCCUUACCCAAGUUCAGCCGACAGUACUCUCUGGAGCCCCUGCAGGCCUCCCCAGUCAUCUCUGCGCCUGGCAGUGCUUUCAGCGCUGUGAACCUGUUCCAGACAGAAGCUCCUCUAAAGUCUGGACCCAUCAUCUCUGACAUCACUGACCAGGCCACACCCAGCCCUGUGGAGGACAACAGCGAUUGGCUGGAGGACAGUUCCAGCAGCCCACGGGUGCUUGUCAAGGAGGAGCCAUCCAGUCCCGGGGGGGAGGAGCCAUGUUCUGCCCAGGCGGGGCUUCCAGCAGACACACCCCUUUCUCCCACUACCCUCAUCAACUCCAUCCUGCAGGAGAGCGAGCCCGGCCCCGCCCCUAACUCCGCCCUCACAGAUCAGACGUGUCUCAGUGUCGCCUGUAUUGACAAUUCUGCCCAGGUGUCAGAUGUUUCCCUCCUCAUCCCCAGCCCCUCCUCCACCUCGUCUCCACAGCUCAGGCAUCAUCUGGGGCUCGAGCUAAACGACCACCUGGACAGCAUCGACAACGGCUUGGAGAGCCUCCAGACCAUCCUCAAUGCCCAGAACAUCAACUUUGAAUCCUCCCCUUUAUUUGAAUUUUUCAGCUCACCCAUGCCCAACAGUGACUUUGACCUGGACACAAGCCUGGACAGUAUUCGGGACCUGCUGUCACCUGAGCCUCCCAGGGUGGGGGAGCCUAGCGAGGACUCAGGUAAGCAGCUGGUGCAGUACACAGCCUCGCCGCUGGUGCUGCCGGAGCCAGGCGACCCCGAGCCCGAGAGCAGCGUGGGGGACCUGCCCUCCCUGCUGCAGCUGGAGGGAGACUCCUACUACAUCCCUGACGACCCCACCUUCUCCCUGCUCUCUUCCGACUUCCAGACGCCCUCACCCCCCCAGCCUGGACUCUCCUAGACGCUCCUCUGCAUCCUGUCGCCCAGAGACUCUCGCUGCGCUGCUUUUAUAUAGGGAUGUCUCUGUUUUAUACAGCCAUGUCCAACUGGGGAAAUGUCCUCAAGUUCUUGAGCAGAAUUGCAGUCAGUUGGUUGAAAUCCCUACAGUCUAUCCACAAUGCUCCUGGCCUGAUGCAGUCUUUACCCACAAUGCCACCGGCCUGAUGCAGUCUUUACCCACAAUACCCCAGGCCGUGUCCAGUUCCAGGCGUGGUUCACAGAGCUCCAUGAUAGGAUAGACUACAGAUUUAGACUCCAGAAUUUACCAGAUUUUGUUUCUCCUCGUUGAUCCUUGUGAUUUCGUUUCUCUACUUUCUGUCCAAUUCCUCCUCUCCUAGUGUCUGUCCUGCUUGUUUGGAUUAUUGGGUUAUUUUUAAAAAGUAGUUAUUUUACAACAUUCUAUAUUCUUUGUGCUGCAUGUUAGAUACACUGUGGGUUUGGCAUUUGUUCAUGUUUGCAUAUCCAUGUCUCUCUCUGGGAUCCACUGGGUCUCUAUGGGAUCCACUGGGUUUCUCUGGGAUCCACUGGGUCUCUAUGGGAUCCACUGGGUUUCUCUGGGAUCCACUGGGUCUCUCUGUAUGUCGGUGCUCACAGGUAUUCAUGGACACACUGUUCUGCUUGACCAUCAAAAUAUUUAUUUUGUAAUAAUAUAAAUAGCCUCCACUUAUGCAGAGUAUUGAUUUGUGAGGAAUAUAAAUUUCUUCCACCUAUUGUCAGUAGAAGGAUCAUAGUCGUGUAGACGGGCCUUCUGUCACCUUGAACAUUUCAACAGUUCCAGAGGUUGGUCUCCACCCUCUGCUCCUUCUGUUUGGUCUGUCUCAAUCACCCGCCCUAGUCCACUUCCCUACUCCACAUCCUUAGUGCCUAGCCCUAGUCCACUUCCCUACUCCACAUCCUUAGUCCAUAUCUCUAGCCCUAGUAAAUGUCUGUAGUCCUGGUCACUUGUCCAUAUCCCUAGUCCAUAACUGUUCACAACCCUAGUCCUUGUCCAUAACCCUAGUCCCUCAGUGGGAUGGAGUAUAGUCCCAGUGUGUGUAGUGGAGUCUAAUUACAGUUGCAGACAGGGAUGUGGUGGGUCUGUGUGUACCAAAAUGGACAGUUGAGUACUUUGACCAUAACCAAUGACUGGCAUAACCUGAGAUUUGCUAACUGCGCAUGAGAACAAUAUUUUGUGAAGGGUAUGUUUCAAAUAAACAUGACUGUUUUGAAAUAAAACCA